AUGAGUUUUAUGCCAAGUGGAUCCAACCCAGAGACAGCUUCAUUCACAUGCAAUACGUGUGGUGUUAAGUUUAUCAAUGCAGAAUUGCAAAGACAACAUAUGAAAACAGAAUGGCACCGAUACAAUUUAAAGAGAAGAGUUGCAGGUUUACCCUCAAUCUCGGCAGGGGUAUUUGCUGAAAAGAUUCUCUCUCUGAAGCAUUUGGCAAAAAAUGAAAACGAAGAUGAGUACGGGUUUUAUGUGGCCACGAGAAAGAAGAAAAACGGAGAACGACAACUCACCAAGAAGUUUCUAAAAUCUCAGAAGAAUAGAGGUAGAGCAGAAGAAGUUAAACUUAUAAUAGACGGUGCGAGGGAAGCAAGCCCCGCAACCUCUCUCACUUCCGAGUUUUCAGAGUUUUCCUUGGGCGACUCGGAUUUCCAUGAGAUUGAAUCGAUAGAUACAGGCUCCGAAUUAAACUACACCGAAGAGUCUGAUUUUACUGAUUUGGAAGGGGAACUAUUAUCAGAUGAAGGAGAGGAGAAGGAAGAAGGUGAAAAAGCAGAAGAGGAAGUAAAUAAUGGUGAUGUGUCGUCGGAGGAGGUAGAGCUGAUUCCAAUCACUCAUUGUUUUUAUUGUGGUUUGAACAACCAUGAAAUGGAGAACAAUAUAAAACACAUGUUUAAUAGACACGGGUUGUACAUUCCAGAAAGAUCCUAUCUAGUUGAUCCAAGUGGUCUCUUGGAGUACUUGAGUGAGGUUAUCUCAUUAGACUACGAAUGUUUGGUUUGUGGGUUUGAAGGUAAGAAUUUGGAGAGUGUUAGACAACAUAUUGCAUCCAAGGGCCAUUGCAGAAUACCAUACGAAACCAAGGAAGAAAAACUGGCUAUUUCCCAAUUUUACGAUUUUUCAGUAGAGGAUGAACCAAAAACACAAGCCAAAGAAACCACGAAAAAACAUGUUGCGUUCAGCAAUGAGUCACAAUCGGAACAGUCUGACGAGAAGGAUAGUGAAAGACAUACUGAGGAUAACGGAAUUAAUGACAAUUACGAGUUAGUCCAUAUAGAUCAAUCUGGGGUUGAACUUACUACGCCCGCAGGUUACAGAAUUGGCCACCGAUCAAUGCAAAGGUACUACAGGCAGAAUUUGCGGAUGCCAAGAGAGCCAACAGCAGCACAAGCCACACAGGCAUUGGUCGAUAGAAGACUUGCUCCAGGGUUGUCACUUCACUAUGCCACAAAACAAGAAAAGGAAACAAGAAGAAUUGAAAACAAAACUAGAAAUGAUGUGGAAAGAAAGAGGAACAAGACAAGAAGAGCCAACUAUCAAAAACAUUACCGUGAUGAGAUUUUGGGUACUUGA
This is a messenger RNA of Candida dubliniensis CD36, 1341 nucleotides long. RefSeq lists its product as uncharacterized. NCBI's taxonomy places the organism in Eukaryota, Fungi, Ascomycota, Pichiomycetes, Serinales, Debaryomycetaceae. Gene Ontology annotation, cellular component: preribosome, large subunit precursor. The coding region runs from base 1 to 1341 and encodes 446 amino acids. The record is from RefSeq and is a predicted model, not a curated record. Gene Ontology annotation, molecular function: nucleic acid binding; zinc ion binding. The transcript has a single exon. Gene Ontology annotation, biological process: ribosomal large subunit biogenesis.